Messenger RNA from Coffea eugenioides, 3847 nucleotides. Its product is annotated as probable disease resistance protein At4g27220. The record is from RefSeq and is a predicted model, not a curated record. The coding region runs from base 477 to 3467 and encodes 996 amino acids. The transcript is spliced from 6 exons. Gene Ontology annotation, molecular function: ADP binding; ATP hydrolysis activity; protein binding. Lineage: Eukaryota; Viridiplantae; Streptophyta; Magnoliopsida; Gentianales; Rubiaceae.
CAUCAACUUUUUAAAUCAGUCAUGGUCUCCUAUUAGUUCAACUUUUAUCAUUGAUUCCUCAAUACUCAACAAUCAUACUCGUAGAAAAUCAAAAGAAAAACAGAAAAAAAGUACAUACCUUUGGCAGUCUCAAGACUUUCAGCCUCCUCAAGCUUGCUUGUAACAAUUUCAGGGUCUCAGCGUCUUCAAGAUAACUUGGCCCGAAAAUUUUGGUUGUCCAAGAUUGUAAGCCAGAGUUGCAUCUCAUGCUUUGAUCAAAUACAAUUCCACUAGCUUUCCUUGGAACUUCCUUCACGAGGGCCAUCCGCUGUUAGUUCAACUUAUACCAUCCGUUCCUCAACACUCAACAAUCAUAACACCUAAUCUUGGCAGAGUCUCAAGGUUUUCAGCUUCCUCAAGUUUUCUAGUCAGUUUCAGGAUCUAGCGGUUCUCAACUUCUUCAAGUUUUCAAGAAAACUUGUCUUGAUUUCAAGGUAAUGGAGCACACUGGAAAAUUAAUAGAGAAACUUGCGGAUUGGGCACUCGACAAAGGAACGAAGUGGUACUAUUUGGUUGAUAAUCUAAGGUCGCUCGAAGCGAAGUUGCAAAGAUUAAGCAAAAGGAAAAUUGACUUCGAGUCGAAAGUGAAAGAUGCAGAAAGAUCAGGUACUAAGAAAAGGAAAAGGGAGGUUGAGAAUUGGUUUGAUGAGGUAGCAAACAUAGAGAAUGAAUUCGGUGCAUUGGAAACGAGCAUACUAGAGGGUGGAUUUCGAGAAAAUGCAAUUAGCAGUGGGAAUAGAGUGGAGAAAAUGGACAAGAUUGUAGAGCAACUGAUGGUGCAAAGCGAGCAUUUUGAUGGGCUUUUGCUUGAGGAUUCUGAGAGCAGAGGUGAGCCGCGAGAGAUAACAGAAUUAUUUGGAGAAAUGUUCCGCAAAGGUCUGGAAACAAUCACGGCAUGGUUGGACACCAAUGAGAUCUUAAGGAUUGGGAUAUGGGGGAUGGGUGGCGUGGGUAAGACUACAUUGGCGGACCACAUCCAUGAUCACCUCCUUAAGAAUACUCAAUCCAAGGUUUAUUGGAUUUCUGUCUCCCAAGAUUUUACCGUCAAAAGGCUGCAAGGUGACGUUGCUAAACGCCUAAGGCUUGAUCUGUCAGACGUGGAUGAUGAAAAAGUAAGGGCACGUAGGCUGCGCGACGCAUUCGACAAAAUGGAGGAAAUGGUAGUGCUCAUGUUGGAUGAUGUUUGGGAAUACUUUUGUUUAGACAUUUUAGGGAUUGAUGCAAGAAAUUGCAGACUGAUUUUGACUACACGCUCAUUAGAAGUGUGCAACCGGAUGCAAUGCCAAAGCAAAUUUGAGUUGAAAACUUUGGACACAGAGGAAGCUUGGGGUUUGUUCGAGCGUACACUUGGCAGCGAGACCGUGCUUGAUGGAGAUUUGACAGAUAUUGCCAAGUCCAUCACGGAAAGGUGUGGUGGUUUGCCUCUUGGUAUUGUCGUAAUGGCUGGGAGCAUGAUAGGUGUGACCGACAUCCAUGAGUGGAGAAAUGCAUUGGAAGACUUGAAAGCUGGAGGGAACGAUGAGAUGGAAGAAAAGGUGUUUCGCAUCCUGGAAUGGAGUUUCAAACGCCUGAAUAAUUGUGAAAGGGACUGCUUCUUGUAUUGCUGUCUUUAUCCGGAAGAUAGGAAAAUAAAAAGAGAGGAACUAAUACACCUGUUUAUUAGGGCAGAGCUGAUGUCAAAACGGGGCUCAAGGUCAAAAGCAUUUGAUAAAGGUCAAACGAUAUUAAACAAACUGAUUAGAGUUUGCUUGCUGGAAGGAACUAAAGAUUUCGAAGGGGAUGACUGUGUGAAGAUGCAUGAUUUGGUCAGAGAUAUGGCAAUAAGGAUCACGCAUGGAAACUCCACACCAGAGAGCAGCAGAGAUGAUGUACCACGAUUCUUGGUGAAAAGCUUAGGACAGGAAGAUUCACAAGCAACAACACUGGAACAAGAAGAGUGGACACAAGAUCUCCGUGCAGUUUCCUUCUAUUCAGAUAUAUUUCAAAAUAUAAAAAUAGAAAUUCCACCAGCCUGGUCACCAAAUUGUCCUAAGCUCUCAACCUUGCUUCUUUCUGAUGUUUCCAUAGAAGAAAUCCCAGAUUCAUUCUUUCGGCACAUGUGUGGACUUAAAGUUUUGAAUCUAUCUCGGUGCGAAGGUAUAACAAAGCUGCCUAAUUCUGUUUCAGACUUGGUGAAUCUCACUGCCUUGAUUUUGGGGAAUUGUUGGGACCUCCGAUUUGUGCCACCACUGGGAAAGCUCGAGCAGUUGAGGGAUUUGGAUCUAUCCGGAACUGGGAUUGAGGAUUUACCUGAAGGUUGGGAGUCACUGGUCAACCUCGAAAGGCUUAACUUGGACGAGUGUUGGGCUUUAAGUCAAAAGAUAAUACCAAAAGGGACAUUUUCCCAAUUGCACCGUCUUCAAUUGCUAUUAUUGCCAACCUAUGGUAGCUUACAAGUUAAUGAUCCAGAAGUGUUGAACCAGUUAGUAAGUUUUAAAGGAUGUUUGUCUUUUACGGACUUCUAUAAAAUUACUCGGUGGCCAAAAUACUAUAAUGAUGUUUAUAUCACUGAUAUCUUAACUGAGGAUCCGAGUGAUGAAUUUGAUCAUGAUGAGGACUGGCAACAAUUGUAUUUCCAUCAGUGCAAACUUGGUAGAGGAUCGAACAACCUGCCAGAUGAUAUGGAACGUCUGAUAAUCAAGAAUUGUGAGGGCAUGGGCAUUAGGUGCUUGUCAGAUGUUUUUAAGAAUUUUAUAAAUUUAAGCGGCUUAUCUAUAUUGGAAAUUAUGAAUUUGGUCGGAAUAGAGUUCCUCUGGCAAUUGUCCUCUGCUUCUCCACGUGAUCAGUUGGAAGUUUCGUCUUUCAGUCCACUCAGUGGUCUCGAAGAGCUCCGCCUCUGGAGCUUGCCAAAUCUGGUUGGCCUUUUUUUCGGAGAAUCAGAACCAUCAUAUUUGCUUCCAGCUGGCACCUUUUCUUCCCUAAAAAAAUUGAGGAUUUCUAAAUGUCACAACAUGAAGCAGCUAUUCACAGUGCAGUUGCUGCAGAGCCUUCAAAAUCUCGAAAAAUUAAAAGUUGUAGAUUGUGAAGGACUGGAAGAGAUAGCAGCAGAUGGCAAUGGAGGAGGAGAAGGCAUCCAAUUGACUUCAAGUGAAGGAGCCACCGCCACUGUCAUCCUUCCGAAAUUGGGGUGGUUGCAUCUGGAAAACCUGCCACAACUGAAUAACAUUUGCAAGGCAGCCAUGAUCUGCGAAUCAAUUGAGGUGAUUGCAAUAUUCGAUUGUCCAAAUUUAAAGAGGCUGCCUUCGUUUCUUUCCACCAUCGACGGACCACCAUCUCUUCCCCGCACUCUUCCUACAAUCUGGGGAGAUGAAGCAUGGUGGGAAUCAUUAGAGUGGGACAAUCCUAGUGCCAAAAAUGACCUUGAGCCAUACUUUACCACAAAGUUGUGAUAUUUGAAGACCACUUGUUUGAUCAAAAUCCUGACUGGUCCUCAUGUUACUGGGUAGCCACAAAACUGCUGCUGCAAGAGAGGUGAUGUUGCAAAAACAAGUGUUAAUUGAAGCCUUGUCCACCAACGCCAAAUUUCAUUUCAGUACAUACUUCUUCCUUAGCUGUAUUACAGUUGCUGUUUUUUCAUCAUGUGUAGCUUUCUAUUCCUACCUAGAUGAUCUUUUUCCUAAACUUGAUUGUAACUGGAGCAGUGAUACAGUUUUUUGUGACUAUUCCUUGAUUAUCGACAAAAAUGUUUUGGGGUAAUAUGACAAAAUUUUUGGUCAUAUUGUACUCCAAGAAUGUUUUUUCAAUCUAUCAAUUUAAACCAUUCUAUGUA